CGACAGGCACAACAACUUUUGGGACGAAAUUUUACAAAUAAGGCUACUAUUGAACCAUUUCGUCUUCCGCCUUUUAAUAUAUGCAUUCACUGUAAUACAAAAAAGUUUACAGGAGAAUCUGAAGGGUUUUGUUGUUUGAAUGGAAGAGUCAUUUUAGCUAAUAUAGAAGUAUCUGCUACUUUGCAAAAUUUAUUUUCUAGAACAGAUGAAGUUGGAUGCGAUUUUCAUGCAAAUAUUCAGGCUUAUAAUUCACUUUUUGCUUUUACUUCGAUGAGCUUUCAUUUUGAUCAACAUCUUGCAAAUAUUCAAGGAGGCGUAUAUUACGCAAUCAGGCCUUUGCUUCCAUCAAAUAAUAAUUCACCAAAAUAUUUACAACUUUAUAUAUACGACACAGAACAUGAAAUUAAUAAUCGAUUAAGUAUAAUGCCUGAUCUUCGACACGAAACUAUCGAAUUAAUAAAAACCGUAUUUGAUGAGGUCAACCCUUUUGUCACAAAUUUUCGUCACCUCUCUAUAUUCACAGACAUUACAAAUUAUCGAAUAACAAUUAGAGCUAAUCAUGGCCUAGACCAACAAACAUAUAAUACUCCCAUAGCUUCUCAAGUUGCGGCUAUAUGGGUUGAUGGUAGUGAUCCUCUUGGUUUUCAAAAGUGA
This is a messenger RNA of Racocetra persica, 654 nucleotides long. NCBI's taxonomy places the organism in Eukaryota, Fungi, Glomeromycota, Glomeromycetes, Diversisporales, Gigasporaceae. The record is from the annotation of a GenBank genome assembly.